AUUAUCUUCUUAUUUCUUUUGUGAACUCUCUACUUGUUCAUUUUUAACCAUAACAUGGAUGGGAAGAAACUGGAAUAUAAGGGCGAGGAUGCGUUGAAGGAGAUUGAGAAUUUAACAGCAACUGCUGCUGAAGUUCAGUGUGGCAUCUUGAAAGAAAUUUUAAAGCAAAAUGCAGAAAGUGAGUAUUUGAAUAAGUAUAUGAAAGGAUCUAAAGAUGUUUCUCAGUUUAAAAGUUGUGUCCCAGUUAUUACCUACGAGAAUAUCUAUCCUUAUAUCCAGAGAAUUGCUAAUGGUGAAGGCUCUUCCCUCAUUACUGGUCAGCCCAUAACUGAAAUUCUGUGCAGCUCAGGGACUUCUGCCGGAGAGCCUAAAUUAACGCCAUCAAUAGCUGAAGAUCUUGACCGUCGCACGUUUCUUUAUAAUCUCAUCAUGCCAAUUAUGAACCAGUACAUUUCUGGUCUUGAUGAUGGGAAGGCCAUGUAUCUCUACUUUGUCAAGGCCGAAUUAUCUACACCUUGUGGUCUGCCAAUUCGCACCGUGCUCACCAGCUACUACAAGAGCAAGCACUUCAAGUGCCGAACACGAGAUCCAUUUAACGAUUUUUCAAGCACAGAUAAGGCAAUCUUGUGCAAUGAUAGCCACCAAAGCAUGUACUGCCAGUUGCUAGCUGGUCUAGUACAUCGUCACCAGGUUACGAGACUGGGGGCUGUAUUUGCGUCGGCUUUCCUCCUAGCCAUUUCUUUUCUUGAGCGUAAAUGGGUUCAAUUAUGCAAUGAUAUCCGCACUGGCCAUCUUGACCUAUUGAUCAUAGACCCUACGUGCCGGUCAUCGAUGAUGGAUAUACUAUCAUCACCUAAUCCCCAUCUAGCUGAUGAGAUAGAGGGCAUUUGUAGCCGUCCAUCUUGGAAAGGAAUCCUGUGUGACCUUUGGCCCAGGGCCAAGUACAUAGAGGCUGUAGUCACUGGCUCCAUGGCACAGUAUAUACCAGCUCUCAAGUAUUACAGUGCAGGAAAGUUGCCUUUGGUUUGUACUAUGUAUGCUUCCUCUGAGUGUUACUUUGGUGUCAACUUGAAACCUAUAUGUGACCCUGCAGAAGUAUCAUUUACCCUCUUGCCUAACAUGUGCUAUUUUGAAUUUUUACCAUUGGGUGAAAAUGGAACGCUUGCCAUGGACAUAGAUGAAGACGAGGCAGUGCCGAAUGACAGGCUUGUUGGUUUGGUGAAUGUUAAAGUUGGCUGCUAUUACGAAUUGGUGGUUACUACUUUCUCUGGUCUGUAUCGAUACCGUAUUGGGGAUGUGCUUCAGGUGACUGGAUUUUACAAUCAAGCCCCACAGUUCAGAUUCAUUUGCAGGAGAAAUGUUGUGCUCAGUGUUGACAAUGACAAAACCAGUGAGGAAGAUCUUCACAGAAGCGUCACCACAGCAAAGAAAUUGUUAGAACCCUUCAACGCUUUGCUUGUGGAAUACACUAGCUAUGCUGAUACAUCCUCUGUCCCUGGACAUUACGUACUCUUCUGGGAAAUUCAAAUGGUAGAUUCCGCCAUCUCAAUCGAUGCAAAGCUGCUAGAAGAAUGUUGCGUUACUGUCGAAGAAGAGCUCGAUUAUGUCUACAGGCAAUGCCGUACCCGGGAAAAGACCAUAGGGCCACUCGAGAUACGGGUGAUUGAGCCUGGAACAUUCGAGGCGUUGAUGGAUUUCUUCAUCAACCAAGGGGGCUCUAUCAAUCAAUAUAAAACACCAAGGUGCAUCAAGUCUAGCAGUGCUCUUAAGCUGCUGAAUUCUCAUGUCUUGGCAUCAUUCUCUAGUCCUAGGGAUCCCAGAUGGAUUCCGUUGAAUGGCAAAUAAACGAAUCCUAACUUUGUUUUGUAAGUUUGGCUUGGUUUGUCUUCUUAGUCUAGCUAGCUAAACAAUUGCUAUAGUUUCGAAUGGCUUGAAUCACAAGCAAUCGGAUAGCCCGAUUUAUCAGACUAUAGCUAUGAGCCACAUCGCUCAACCUGUAAUCUUCAUCUUAUUUGCAAGUGAAUAUUUCUAUUUCUAACUUAGUGAGCACUUAA
This is a messenger RNA of Hibiscus syriacus, 2054 nucleotides long. Its product is annotated as putative indole-3-acetic acid-amido synthetase GH3.9. The record is from RefSeq and is a predicted model, not a curated record. Bases 55 to 1845 code for a protein of 596 amino acids. NCBI's taxonomy places the organism in Eukaryota, Viridiplantae, Streptophyta, Magnoliopsida, Malvales, Malvaceae. Gene Ontology annotation, molecular function: acid-amino acid ligase activity. The transcript is spliced from 4 exons. Gene Ontology annotation, cellular component: cytoplasm.